Molecule: messenger RNA, 1123 nt
Organism: Arabidopsis thaliana (thale cress)
Lineage: Eukaryota; Viridiplantae; Streptophyta; Magnoliopsida; Brassicales; Brassicaceae
Gene: RNS3
Product: ribonuclease 3
Exons: 4
Coding region: 141-809 (222 amino acids)
Molecular function (GO): RNA binding; ribonuclease T2 activity
Source: RefSeq, marked reviewed
CGUCUCUCUACCCAAAACAAAAUAUCACACUUCACGUUAUAUGACUUAUAUAAACAUAUUCUAAACUAUUUAUCUAUCAUCCAUCCUUCAUUGGUUUUCGACAAAUUUGAUUCCCACAAAUUAUUUGAUAUCUUGAGGAAAUGAAAUUCUUCAUUUUUAUUCUAGCGUUACAACAACUCUACGUACAAAGUUUCGCCCAAGAUUUCGAUUUCUUCUACUUCGUUUUACAGUGGCCUGGAGCGUAUUGUGAUUCAAGACAUAGUUGUUGCUAUCCACAAACCGGUAAACCAGCUGCAGAUUUUGGAAUUCACGGUCUUUGGCCUAACUACAAAACCGGUGGAUGGCCGCAAAAUUGUAAUCCUGACAGUCGAUUUGAUGAUUUACGGGUUUCUGAUCUGAUGAGCGAUUUACAAAGAGAAUGGCCAACGUUGUCGUGUCCGAGCAAUGAUGGUAUGAAGUUUUGGACACAUGAGUGGGAGAAACACGGUACGUGCGCUGAGUCCGAGCUUGACCAACACGAUUACUUCGAAGCUGGUCUCAAGCUCAAACAGAAAGCUAAUCUCCUUCAUGCCCUUACCAAUGCUGGGAUCAAACCGGAUGAUAAAUUUUAUGAAAUGAAAGAUAUUGAGAAUACGAUCAAACAAGUAGUUGGGUUUGCUCCGGGCAUUGAAUGUAACAAAGAUUCGUCACAUAAUAGCCAACUCUAUCAGAUUUAUUUAUGUGUUGACACUUCGGCCUCCAAAUUCAUCAACUGUCCUGUUAUGCCGCAUGGUCGAUGCGACUCUCGAGUUCAAUUUCCCAAGUUCUAAAUUUUAUGGCUACAUUUUUUCUAUGUAUUUACAUUCUACCUAUUAAUUUUUAUUUGUGUUUCUUGCAAAAUUUAGUUGUAAUAAACAGUGUAUAAUUGGACGAUACCCGUGAUUUGCAUGGUAAAAAGAUGAUAAAGGUUACUAAUUUGUUUCUAGUUAAAAUACUAAUUUACAGUUCUCUUACAAUGUUAUGGUGAGAAAAUUGUUCUGGUAGUUCCUUGCUGAAAUUCAAGGCAUGUAUAAUUUAUACCAGUUAAAUUAAUGUUUUGUGAACAUAGAAUACAUUCAUGUGUACCUAGCCUGUUCAUGCAUGA